UCGCUUUGGGCCUUUUUGGCCACCACCAUGCAAGAACCGUCACGAAUCAUGAGCCAAGAGACCGACGGGGAGGUCGCCGGCGUUGCCAACAGCCAUGACGACAAGGCAGACCACGUCCAUGGCACGAUCAGACGCCGGGCCGACGCCGAUUCGGAGGAAGACGACGGAGAGCGUGGUGGUGGUGGCCACGAGCCAUUCUUUCAGUGCCUUGAUCAGGAACAACCCCCCGACACGGCGCAUUAUUUGCACGACGCCAGGGUCGAGUUUCCCUCCGACGAGGACGGUGACGGCGACGACGUCCGCUUCUCCUUCGCCACCGCCGAUGGCGACCACCUCCUCGAGGACCAGGCCGAGCUGGACCUGGACGUGGAGGAGGAGGACGAGGAAGAGGACACGUCCAGGUAUGACUACGGCACGUGGAUGGCGCCGGAGACCGUGUCCAUCCAGGAACGUCGCCGCCGGCUGCUCCAGGGCAUGGGGCUCACCAGCAGCAAGGACCUCCUCCGGAGCCGGAACGCGAGGUCGAGGCUUCCGCCUGACAUCCCACGCUACGUUCCCCGGCGACAGCCGCAGCAGCAGCAGCAGCAGCAGCAUCCGCCCGCGGCCGUUGCCGACGCGCCGAGCACGACGAACGCCGCGCCGACGACGGUGGUGGCCGCCACGGCACUUCCCGAGAUCGCGGAGCACCAGCGGAACGCCGUCCUGACACGGUCACGCUCCGACAGCCGCCUCGCCGUCCGCGGUGGCGCCGCGAGGAAGCCGUCGUCGUUCCGCCGCGUGUGCUCGCUGCCGCACAGGCUGCAAGGCUCGCCGGUCCACAAGGCUCUCCGCGCGGCUGCCCGGUGUCCGUUGCCAUCAGCGCCGUCCAAGGACGGAGGAACUGGCAAGGCCAUCGCCGGCGACACGGGCGGUGGCUUCAAGCACCCGAAGAACGGCAGGCAAAUCGUAGCCAACGGCCACCGUAACGAUGCCCGCCGCAGUGCGCCGCUGAACAUAGACCAGCUCCAGCGGUUCAUCGCCCACUCGCCGUUCGUGACGCAGACCGUGCGCCGCAGCCAGAGCCAGCCGGUGCCGGCGGGCAAGGACGACGAGAAACCGGUCGAGAAGAGGAGAACGCGGUGGCUCAGGAACAUCAAGCUCGUCGCGUCUGCCGCCGGGAUCAUAAACGACAAGGACAAGCAGGACGGCGGCGGCCGACCGGCACGGACUGCUUCGGUGACCAUGUCCAAGUCGUCGUCGGCGCACGCCGCCGUGUCGUCGUCGGCCGCCACGGGGCCCGAAAGGCUCAAGGUGCACCACUACGGCAAGUCCAGCAGGGAGCUGACCGGGCUGUACAUGCGGCAGGAGGUGCGCGCGCACGAGGGCUCGAUUUGGAGCAUCAAGUUCAGCCCCGACGGCCGGUUCCUCGCCAGCGGCGGCGAGGACAGCGUGGUGCGCGUCUGGGAGGUCCAGAACGUGGACGCCUCGUCGUCCGCCGUGGCGGAGGAGGUCUCCACCUCCAUGCCUCCGCCGACGCCGGCUGCAUCCACGGACGGCGGCAGGUCGGCGGCGGCGGUUCCCGGGCUGGCGGCGCAGUUGUCCAGGAAGGUGAGGAGGGGGAGGAGCAGCAAGGACGUGCUCCCGGAGCACGUCGUCGUGCCGGAGACCGUGUUCGCGCUCGCCGAGCAGCCGUCGUGCGCCUUGGAGGGCCACCAGGACGACGUGCUCGACCUGUCGUGGUCCAAGUCCCAGCAGCUGCUGUCGUCGUCCAUGGACCACACGGUGCGGCUCUGGGACGUGGUCACCAAGACGUGCCUGAGGGUGUUCCCGCACAGCGACUACGUUACCUGCGUGCAGUUCAACCCGGUGGACGAUGGCUACUUCAUCAGCGGCUCGCUGGACUGCAAGGUGCGCAUGUGGAGCGUGCCGGACCGGCAGGUCGUCGACUGGAGCGACCUCAACGACAUGGUCACCGCGGCGUGCUACACCCCAGACGGGCAGGCUGCGAUUAUUGGAUCACACAAGGGGAGCUGUCGAUUCUACAAGACAACAGAUUGCAAGCUUAACCAGGAGGCACAAAUCGACAUGAGCAUAACCAAGAAACGCAAGUCCCAGGCUAAAAAGAUCACAGGAUUCCAUUUUGCGCCGGGGAACCCGUCGGAGAUCUUGGUGACAUCGGCGGACUCGCAGAUCCGGGUGUUCAACGGCAUCAGCGUCCUCCAGAAAUUCAAAGGGACCCCGUGUUUCUUCCUGCCAGGCUUCAAGAACACCAGCAGCCAGAUCUCGGCGUCCUACACGGCCGACGGCCGCUACGUGGUGUGCGCCAGCGAGGACUCCAACGUCUACGUGUGGCGCCGUGUCCCGGGCAGCGUCGGCGGCGGCGGCACGGGCGUCGGCGGCACGGGCGGCAGCGGCGGCGGCGCCAGCAGCAUCAGCGUCAGGGCCAAGACGUGGCUCACCAGCCGCUCCUACGAGUACUUCUUCUGCCGGGACGUGUCCGUGGCCGUGCCGUGGCCCGGGUCGCCGUGCGCCGCGUCCCGGGGCGGGGACGGCGACGGCGACGGCAACGGCAACGGGAAGAGGGACACGCCGUCCAGGAAGCAGCAGAGCUCGUCGCGCCGCCACGACGUCGUGGGCGGCUGCCUACCGCGGGUGACCAAGUCCGGGCCGAUGACGUACCACGGCGGGAAGCUGCUGCUGCACCCGGAGCUGUCUCGCCGGGAGUCGCAGUCGUCGUCCGCGCGGUGGCACGGCGGCGCCGAGGGCGGCAACGCGUGGGGGAUGGUGUUGGUGACCGCCAGCCGUGGCGGCGAGAUCCGCGUGUACCAGAACUUCGGCCUGCCUGUGGCCAAUCUCUUCCACUAGCUAGGGGAAAUGGAGCGAUCCAUUGGUCUGCAUGUAUGGAUGCAUGCAACAGCAACACGACGAUGAAAUUUUCCCAGCGGAGAAACUGGUGUAGCAAUGCUGUUGGGGGUGUUGUUGGUGAAUGGUGAUUGUGAGUCCCGAUUUUUAAGGGAAUGAAUGAUUGAGCAAGGAUAGCCACAGUUUGCUGGGCUUGGAUUUCAGAGGGGAUGGAUUUUGCAGCAAGGAUAACCUUUCUUCUUCAAGAAGAGAUGAACUGAUGUACAGAUGAUAUACGAGGUUUUUUUUUAGAAAACAUGUACAAGAAGAAUAGAAUUGGAGUACAAAUGUGGUGUACUAUUGAUCAAUGUAUGAUGAGCAGAUGCAAAGAGCUUUGUGUAAAUCUAGUUGGGGUUCCCCUUUUGCUCUGAAAAAUAGGUUGUGGCUAUGAUCAAUGAGGAAGAGGCAUUUCAAAACAUAUUUGCUAGACA
Molecule: messenger RNA, 3311 nt
Organism: Sorghum bicolor (sorghum)
Lineage: Eukaryota; Viridiplantae; Streptophyta; Magnoliopsida; Poales; Poaceae
Exons: 7
Coding region: 28-2844 (938 amino acids)
Molecular function (GO): protein binding
Source: RefSeq, a predicted model, not a curated record